Paramuricea clavata is the source of this 501-nucleotide messenger RNA. Lineage: Eukaryota; Metazoa; Cnidaria; Anthozoa; Malacalcyonacea; Plexauridae. The record is from the annotation of a GenBank genome assembly.
AUGGUGGAAAGACCAAAGCAUGUGCGUCGAGCGCCAGACUGUUUUGCCUUUGAAUCCACUGCGAUAUCUAAUCUAAAACCAGCCAAAAAAAAGAAAGACAAUUCGUUGUAUGAGGUUGAGGUACAAGAAGUUGACAGAGACAGAAAUCUAGUGCAGAUUCACUACAAAGGCUAUAGUAGCAAAUAUGAUGAGUGGAGGCCAUUUGGAAAUGCUGAUACUGACGGCAAAUAUUUUCCCUUUGUGCGACAAGAAAAGGUACCAGUUUUAUCGGAAGCAAGUAUGAAUGAUAGAUCCGAUAUAUUGCGCUCUAAGUUGUAUAGAAAUUUUUUUUUUAAAAAGCUGUAUUUGUUGAAGAAGAAUGAUCCCCAAAUACGUAUUGAAAUUGACGCGCAGGAGGACGUUUAUAAUAAUGUUCUGGCAAGUUUGUCGACGAAAGCUUUUAAGGAAAGAGGACGACGAUUGGUGCAAUAUAUGGAAUCCAACAAGUGGACGAAGUUUUAG